Messenger RNA from Lichtheimia ornata, 639 nucleotides. RefSeq lists its product as uncharacterized. The transcript has a single exon. The coding region runs from base 1 to 639 and encodes 212 amino acids. The record is from RefSeq and is a predicted model, not a curated record. NCBI's taxonomy places the organism in Eukaryota, Fungi, Mucoromycota, Mucoromycetes, Mucorales, Lichtheimiaceae.
AUGGAUUGGGAAGAAACGAGGAAAGAAGAAAUUUAUGCAUUUGCUCUUGUUCUCUCCCCCCAAAUGCUGUUACUAUCAGUAUUCACCACCCUUGUUCUUUUGAUCGUCUCAUCAUCAGUAUUGUGUAUCGUCGACGAUAUGCAACCCAAGCUGCUGUACGAGCCAAAUGCACCCGAUUAUAGAUCUUCCGAGAUCGUGCGUCAGUCGCUGUUUGACAAACUAGCCGUGGAUGCUUCUCUUUCAACUUUUAUGGAUGUCUUGACGCAGGUGGAAAACGUGUUGAAGAUGGUCAACAAUUCAGAGAUUGAGCAGCCAUUCACGUUGUUUUGCCCUGUCAAUGGAGCAUUUCAAGCGUCAUUGCUGGAAUGGCGAACGGACAACUUGCAAGAUUGGGAAAAGUUUCUCCAGCAACACCUCGUGCCAACCGCCAAGCUGGAUGUCCGCCACUUGAAAAAGACUCAGCAACUGGACACAAUGGUAGAUGACCAGCCGAUCCAUGUAAAGUACCACUAUUUCCGUGAUAAAACGGACCUCAAUAAUGGCAUGGCAACGGUGGACACGGACCAUCCCAUCGAAGCGGCCAAUGGUAUUGCUUAUAAGAUUGAUGCUGUUUUACGCCCUGUUCAAGAUAACAAUUGA